AUGUAUAAUACAUUACUGUUUCUUUCUAUAUUUGUGAAUUUCUCUUUUAUUUCUGCUCAGAUUCCACAACACAACUCAACGUAUAUAGACAAGUCAGAUAACAUUCUCCGAGUACCAGCGAUAGCAUACGAUGACCAGAAAACCAGAAGGAAAUACAAGAAGACGCCGAAGAGCACGAUCCAGAAGAUAAUCAAGAGGAACAGGAUGAAGAUAAAGAAGUUAUAUGUCCAUCAGAUGACAAAGCCCACACUUCAGCCGAAACCAAUGGGCACGUUCAGAACAGAACCAAAGUUAAAAGACGAACAAACGACACAAGCGAAUAAAAGAAGACAAAAGAAAUGGAACUCUAAAGUCGUUAGAAAUAGAACGCCUUUUCAGAACUUACAGAGAAAUAGAUUUAGAAGAAGCUUAGAGAGUGAUAAUUUGUUUGUUAUCAGAGAUUUAGAUGAAAUUGAGUUUUUGGGUAAAGACAAUGAUUCUGUUACAGUGAAUGCCCAUGUUAAGAGGUAUUGGUGA
This is a messenger RNA of Bombyx mandarina (wild silkworm), 516 nucleotides long. RefSeq lists its product as uncharacterized. The record is from RefSeq and is a predicted model, not a curated record. NCBI's taxonomy places the organism in Eukaryota, Metazoa, Arthropoda, Insecta, Lepidoptera, Bombycidae.